AUGGGCUCAGAAUGGUAUACGCUCACAGCGCUGCAAGAUAAAGAUGCCCCCGGAAAAGGUCUUGCUGAAGUUCUCGUCGAGAUUGCAAAGGAUUUUGAGAACUAUGAUCUUGACUCGCCUGAAGGCCUUGAAGAGGCUUGCGAAGAUAUACGUUGUCGCCUAGCAGAAGUUGCCGAGACCACUGUCACCGAGAGUAGGGAGAGCCUUAUUUCAUCAGUAGGCACAUCUGAGGGUGAUGAGGUGAGCAUACAUAACGAGGAUGGCGACUCUGUGCCACAAGAGGCAGAUCAGAGGGAGCAGAAAGAUCUUCUAGACACCGUGCAUCGAUAG
Messenger RNA from Cyclocybe aegerita, 330 nucleotides. The record is from the annotation of a GenBank genome assembly. NCBI's taxonomy places the organism in Eukaryota, Fungi, Basidiomycota, Agaricomycetes, Agaricales, Hemipholiotaceae.